This is a messenger RNA of Dibothriocephalus latus, 675 nucleotides long. The record is from the annotation of a GenBank genome assembly. NCBI's taxonomy places the organism in Eukaryota, Metazoa, Platyhelminthes, Cestoda, Diphyllobothriidea, Diphyllobothriidae.
AUGGCCCGGGAUCAUAUUGACACCCAAAAGUCAAAAUCUUGCAAAAACUGCUGCCAACCGGCCAGCCGGUCAAUAGAGUCUUUGAAAGAGACUAACCACUGUAGUGCGGUGGUCGGUGCGAAGUAUGAACUGCUUACCGAUAAGAGGGUUCUUAAAUUGACCAAGGAAGACAACGCUUUUGCUAACUUCUUUGAGGAGCUAGCCGAUCCGCAUCAGGUUGAUGGCUUGUCACAGAACUUUCCCAUCGGUAAAUGCUGGCAACAGAAUACGCUUUUGACACCCGAUGCAGAUGCUUUUAAUUUCUUUCGUGGCAAUCCGGCUGCAUACAACCAAGUUGAUGAAGCCAACAACGGCCUAAUUUUGAUGGAUAGUUACGGUUCCAUUUCGCCUUUACUCCAGGGUCCGGAAUCAGCCUUUGCUUAUGGAAGUAGAUCGCAACACACGCCGCCUGAAGCUGUCUCCUACGCACGUUCCUUUCUGGAGUCUGAUAGGCUGGAUUCCAGUGCCCCCUUCUGCUUCACCUACAACCAGCCACAUAGAAAACCGCCCAAAGUUGUGGGUGGUCGCUACCUCCUGGGGGAAACAAUUGGACGAGGAAGCUAUGGCAAGGUGAGUGCUUCUACCCCCCUAUGUAUUCAUCCUGCUAUACACGUGUUUUCAAUAGCAUCGGAUUAA